CCCAUUUGUUUUUCUUUAUAUUUCCUUCGUUUGACUUGCAUGUAUAUCUAUAUAUCUUUUUAACACUAGCUGUCAUUCAUGUAUACGCAAGUAAUAAAGAAAAACGUCAUUCUUAUUGGCCAUUUGAUCAUGUGACGUACCUGCUAGCUUUCUGUUUUUUAAAGGGGAGAAUUAUUUGCUUUAUUAUUGCUUAUUCCAACUUUUUCAACAUGAAUUAUAAUGAAGACAACUCAAGCUCAAUACCACCACGUCUAGUGAGCGAGACAUGUAUGGACUUAUUUUUAAUUGAAAUGGUAGACACUGUCUGCAGAACAACUACUUCUGAACCUGAUGGGGAUAAUGACGCGAUAUUCUAUAAACUAGAAACUUUAGGAUACGUUGUUGGUCAAAGGCUGAUAGAGAGAUUCACCAAAGAUAGACUACGAUUUGUAGAUACUCUAGAUGUUGUAAAAUUUAUUUGUAAAGAUCUUUGGACAAUCAUGUUCAAGAAGCAGAUUGAUAACCUGAAAACAAAUCACAGAGGAGUCUAUGUAUUACAAGACAAUGGGUUCAGAUGGUUUAUGCGCAUGUCAACAGACGUAGGAGGAGCUGAUUCAGCCAAGAAGGCAAUGCCUUAUGUCUGGUUUCCAUGCGGUAUUAUCCGUGGAGCAUUAGCCAGUCUAGGUGUUCCUAGUGUAGUAGUAGCAGAAACAUCAAACUUACCUCAAUGUACAUUUCAAAUCAAAAUUGCCAAAUAAAAAAGAGGGAGAGUUUAUUAAAGGAAAGAAAGGCCGGCUUCUUUCUUCUAUUUACUUAAUGUAAAGCCAAAUGCUCUGGUUUCUGUCUUUGUCUUCUUUUUUGUGCUGACGGUAUUAUGUCUCCAAAAAUGAGUUUUACUGUUAUUACUAUUUUUAAUCAAAGUAUCUGUACAUGGCUGUUGAAUGGGUGAUAAUCUAGGUGAAGGAGCAGCAGAUGAAACAGGUGAAUUUUCUUUAUCAAAGUAUGCAUUCUGUUGUUGCUGUUGUUGUUGUU
Molecule: messenger RNA, 1011 nt
Organism: Rhizopus microsporus ATCC 52813
Lineage: Eukaryota; Fungi; Mucoromycota; Mucoromycetes; Mucorales; Rhizopodaceae
Product: transport protein particle component
Exons: 5
Coding region: 210-737 (175 amino acids)
Biological process (GO): regulation of GTPase activity; endoplasmic reticulum to Golgi vesicle-mediated transport
Cellular component (GO): cis-Golgi network; TRAPP complex; trans-Golgi network
Source: RefSeq, a predicted model, not a curated record